AUGUUGCCAGCUGCGAGAGACAUCUCUAUAAAAAACAAAAACGAAGAAGCACAAUCCACACAAAUUGUAAAUCAAAAAGAAGUAUCUCUGUUUGCAAGAAGAUGGCUGAAUAGAAAAUCGUUCUAUGAUUUACGGCUCCGACGCUCUGCUCUUCUCCACUUGCACUUGUCCAGAUAUCGUUCACGACUAGCUGUAAUCCAGAGCUUGUUUGCGGCGCUUCUGAUACUGUUGAGCGUUAUUCCGUAUGCACACGUCGCUGUGUAUACACAGGUCCCUGCCUCGCUCCUCGUCGAAGCAGCUAGCGCUCCCCAGUCACAAGCUCCAGUACCAGCAACUAGUCCCGCACCACCAGCACCUUCUCCUUCACCCAGACAAGAGGAGCAGAGCCAAGCCGCUCCUGUACAAGUCGAAGAGGAAGGGUUUGUUGAGACGGUGCUUUGGCUAUUAUUAGUGAUAGGUGUCGGAUUGAGUACAACGAUGUUUGUCCGAUGGGCGUAUCAAGAUGGGGCUGCCCGCACACAUGAGCGAUUCUUGCUGAUGCAUGCAGAAGUAAUGCGCUUGGCACGAGAACGUGGUAUUCGACAGGAGUUCUUCCGUGAUGAAGCAGUAUCAUGACGGCUCUUAUGCUGAUGUUUCUUUCUGAUUGCGAGGGUACGACAUUGCCUCAACAACAGCUAGGGAAGAGCAAGAUGAAAAGUGUUUUGUUCAACAUUUUGACAUUGUUUUAUUUGAAUUUGUCCACACUCAUUCUGAAGUGCACUUGCACAUGCUUGCUUCCUUACACAAGCACUGUUAAUAGAAGAGCUUCGCGAGAACCAGAGGCGCGCACGGAGCUUUCUGGGCUUCAUUGCCCUCCAUCUGUGUCCAAGAAAUCGAAACAAAAUGGAAUCACA
Molecule: messenger RNA, 893 nt
Organism: Amoebophrya sp. A25
Lineage: Eukaryota; Dinophyceae; Syndiniales; Amoebophryaceae
Source: the annotation of a GenBank genome assembly